UUAUUUUGCCUGGGCUCGAUCGAUGCUAUCCGCUUUGACUAGCAGAGUCUCCUGAGCAGUGCAUGGCUGAGUUGUGGAGCUUCACAGCGAUUUAAAGCUGACCGUCAGACAGCAUGGGUCGGCGCUCGUCUGAUAGUGAGGAUGGCGGUCGGAGCAGGAGGAAAAGGAAACAGCGUCGAAGGUCAUCCUCCUCCUCCUCCUCUUCGUCUUCAUCCUCCGGCAGCAGGGUGACCAGCAGCCGGAGCAGAAGGUCCAGUCGCCGCAGCCGCUCUCGCUCCAAAGACAGAGAAAGAGACAGGAGGAGAAAAAGACGCUCCAGCAGCAGUUCGUCCCACAGUUCGUCUCGCAGGAGGAGGAGUCGCAGCGCAGAGAGAGACAAGGGGAGGAGCCACCGCUCACACAGGUCACGCAGCCGAGACAGGAGGUCUCACUCUCGCCACCGGCGGUCUCGCAGUAAGAGCAGCAGCCGGCGAGGGACCCAAAGCCGCAAAAGGAGCAGCAGCCGCAGUCGGCGGAGGAGCCGCAGCAGAGAGCGGGACCGGAGCCGGCGCAAGGGCCGCGAUCGGGACCGGGAGAAAGACAAGGAGAGGGAGAGAGGAAGAGACAGAGAGGACAAGAGUAAAGCCAAGGCAGACAAAAAGGGGGACGCCGCGAACAUCAAAGGAAGAUUAGAACAUCUGACUCCAGCAGAGCAAGCUAAAGUCCGGAUGCACUUGGUCCUGCAGGCUGCUGCUAAAACGGACGAGGUGCUGAAGGCCAAAGUAGCCAAGAGAGAGGAGGAGGCCCGGAAGAAACUAGAGGAAGAGGGAACUUCUCUGGAGGAGCAAGUGCGAAGGAUAAAGGACAUUGAGGCCAUCGAGAGUGAUUCCUUUGUUCCUCAGGCUUUCAAAUCAUCCAGGGAUGAUAUAAAGACUGAGCCGGCGGAGGUGAAGCAGGAGUCGGAGAGCGCAGAUUCUCAGGAUGUCUCUCUUCCCUUGUCCAUCGUCUACAGUGACAUUGACACGCUCGCCCAUCCCACUUUGUUCAUGGACAAGGAGAGGGCCGAGGACCUGUGGCACAGCAGGUUGAUCUCGCUGCGACAGGAGAGGCUCAUGGGAAGUCCUGUGACCUGAUGGACACCAGAAGAUCCGUUCUGUUCAAGUUUCAACUUGUCAAUCUGUCUCGUUUUUGGACAUUACAUUGUUUCUUACUUUACCCUUCCACUAAAAUGUCCUUAUUCAAAAAAAAAAACUUGUAAGAACUUUAGCAAAUGAACUGAUUUUGGUCCUGUUGUGGUUAUUGUUUUAGUAAUGUAAAUGUGAUUCAGCUACACAAUCUGCUGUUCUUAAUUUGGCUUCAUUUAUUUUAAUGAAGGAGGGAUAAGGUGAUGUGUUUUACGAUAGUAGAUGUAGCAUUUGAUACAUUUUGUCUUUUGUGUUCAACAUGGAAAAUAAAGAUUGCUGUGAUUUUUUUUUGGAGUGAAA
Molecule: messenger RNA, 1463 nt
Organism: Centropristis striata (black sea bass)
Lineage: Eukaryota; Metazoa; Chordata; Actinopteri; Perciformes; Serranidae
Gene: rsrc1
Product: arginine/serine-rich coiled-coil 1
Exons: 10
Coding region: 114-1112 (332 amino acids)
Biological process (GO): alternative mRNA splicing, via spliceosome
Cellular component (GO): nucleus; cytoplasm
Source: RefSeq, a predicted model, not a curated record